This is a messenger RNA of Naegleria gruberi, 1175 nucleotides long. RefSeq lists its product as uncharacterized. The coding region runs from base 138 to 1145 and encodes 335 amino acids. The transcript has a single exon. The record is from RefSeq and is a predicted model, not a curated record. Lineage: Eukaryota; Heterolobosea; Eutetramitea; Acrasida; Naegleriidae.
UUUUUUGUAUCAUAGCACAAAACGGCUGAUUUAAAAUAUUUUGCAAGCCUUUUUUAAAAUUUAAAAUUUAAAUACUUGUUGAUAGAAUCAGAGAUCAUUUAAAACUAUUUAUUUAUUAUUUAUUUAUUGAAGAAAGAAUGGGUUUUGAUAAUACAGCUUUUGGUGGACAAUAUCCAACAACACAACAACAACAACAACCUCCUUCCUAUGAACAAUCAAUGAUGAAUCAUACUCCAAGUACUCCUACAACAACAAAUACGCCAGUUGCUCCAGUUGGUUUUUUGGAUAGAAAUUCGAAUAUGAAUGCCUCCUUUACCUCAACCUCUUCAUCAGCAACUGUAACACAAUCAAUGAGUGAUUCCUUUAUUAAAAAUCAUCAAUUGGAGACAAAGUAUCAUCCAAAUGAUCAGGCCUAUGAUACUGGACUUGUCAAUUUGAGACCACAAACUCAAGGUCAACAAUAUAAUGUUCCACAACCAAUUAAUCAAUAUUACAUUCCACAACAACAACAACCAUAUCAACCUCCACAACAACAACAAGUUCCACAACACUUGCAAAAUCAAGUUGUCUAUCCAAACUUGAAUAAUCAACAAAUUCCACCACAACAACCAUACAUUCCAAUGAAUAACCAAUAUGUACCACCACAACAACCAAGUUUACCUCCUCUUCCACAAAAAACUCAACCAACUACCAUGACUUAUCAAAAACCAAAUCCAAUUCCACAACACAUGCCAAUGCCACAACCUGUAAUGCCAAUGCGUCAAUCAAUGAUUAUUCCACCACAACAACCAUAUAUUCAUCCACAACCUGUAAUGAUAACACAACAACCAGUUGUUGUAACUCAAAGAACUGUCACACAAACCUACAAUACUCCUCAAAUGAUUCAUCAACCUGUAUUUGUUUCUCCUCCAGUUGUCACACAAGUUCCAGUAAGAACAACAGUUGUUACCACCACCACUCCAUCAAUUGUACCACCAGUUGGAAAUGUAAGAGUAGUUCAUGGACCACCUCCUUCAAUGCCUCCAGGAGCUGUGGGAUAUUCUGCUUAUUAUCCUCAACAUAGCGUUCCAGUUUCUUCAACUACUGUCUAUGUCCAACAAAAGAAAAAGAAAUCACUCUUUGAUAAAUUCGUUCAUGGAGAAUAAAUUAUUCACACAAAACAAUUCUUUAAAUCU